AUGCACAGUGCCAAAUCAAAGUCAAAAGGCGUCAGCACCAAUUCUCUUUUCGAUCUAAAGGCGGAAAUUUCCAAAAAGGAGGAUGAAUUUGCCCGGGAUAAGGCUGCAGGCAAAACAUACACGCUUGGCCGUGUCAAUCGUCCUGACAAGAAACCGACCAAGUGGAGUCUUCCGAACAAAGGUGUUCAAUCCCGUGCUGCAAGAGAUCUCGUAGAGCAGGAAAGUGUCAGCAAGCCUACCCUUGAAAACGCCAGAAUCUCAUUGGAACGAAAAUCUGUCAAGUACCAUCAGCUAGUCAAGGGAAAGACUGCCGGUCUCACCGAAAAACAAUAUGAUGCCUUGUUGGUGGAUUUCGAUGCUAAAGGCAUCGAUUCGAAAUGGGAAUCAGAUAGCGACGAUGUCGACGAGUCGCUGACCGUUCCUGUACCGAAUAACGAGGACGAUCCCAUGAUAGAAUAUGUGGAUGAAUAUGGUCGAAAUCGGACAGCUCGUCGCUCUGAAGUGCCUCGCCUGGCCAAACGUGAUGAUGAAACUCAAGAAUUUGACGAUGGGCGUCAUCCGUCAGUCACCUUUUCUCUAAGCAUACUCUCUCCUAACUUUCCUACAGGAAAUGCUCAGAUCCUCCAGAACCACUUCCCCACAUACCAACAUACUGAGGAUCGUAUCACUGAAAUAAUCAACGAACAUUCCGAAGAGAACAAUCCUUUGGAAAAACAUUAUGACCCAAAUUCAGAGAUUCGCGACAGGGGCGCUGCAUCCUACACCUUCUCGACAGACGAAGAAACUCGUCAAGCCAGACUGAACGAGUUGAAAUCCCGCCACCUCGAAACAGAUGCUAUCAGGAAAGAAAUGGGUGCCGUGGAUGUUCUGCCCGGAGAGAUAGAGGGAAUGCAGGUUCCUGAAGUGAGAAGCUCGGUUAAAGGAUCCGAAAAGCGGAAACGAGAAAUGGAGGAACGGAGGAAAAUGCUAGAUGCGAAACGCAAGAAAGUCGGAACCCGAACCGUCAUUGAAGAACCUCAGCCUGACACAGUUUCUGCAUCCACUUCCGGUACUACAACAAGCCUCAUACGGAAUUCACAGACGCCCGGUCUCCCUCAACAGGUAGACCCGUUCUCUGCGUUAGAGUCGGCUACUUUUUCAAAGCCUCCUCCGAACAAAGGCAAGGGCAAGUCAAGUUCUCAACACGAUGCCGACGAAUUCCUUGCACAACUCGGGAAUGAGAUGCUGAAUAAGAAGCGAAAAUGA
Lentinula edodes (shiitake mushroom) is the source of this 1245-nucleotide messenger RNA. RefSeq lists its product as uncharacterized. Gene Ontology annotation, cellular component: nucleus. Lineage: Eukaryota; Fungi; Basidiomycota; Agaricomycetes; Agaricales; Omphalotaceae. The transcript has 5 exons. Bases 1 to 1245 code for a protein of 414 amino acids. The record is from RefSeq and is a predicted model, not a curated record.